Molecule: messenger RNA, 1257 nt
Organism: Guillardia theta CCMP2712
Lineage: Eukaryota; Cryptophyceae; Pyrenomonadales; Geminigeraceae
Exons: 18
Coding region: 1-1257 (418 amino acids)
Biological process (GO): glucose 6-phosphate metabolic process; intracellular glucose homeostasis; glycolytic process
Cellular component (GO): cytosol; mitochondrion
Molecular function (GO): ATP binding; fructokinase activity; glucokinase activity
Source: RefSeq, a predicted model, not a curated record
AUGAGGACGAUGCGUCUGAUCCUUUGUGUCUUGUUUGCGCUCAACAUGGUCGAGAGAGCAGAAUGUGGAAUACCCAUCAUUGGAGGGCUCCUAAGCGCUCUCGCCAACCGCAAACAGCUGGACCCGGCUGUCAAGGCAGCCAUGGAGAAUGUGGAGAAGCAGUUCUCGGUCGACUCGGAGAAGCUUGUCAAGAUCAAGGACGAGAUGAUCCACCAAAUGAAGUCCGGGCUGCAGAAGAACGGCGACUCGCCCAUGCUAAUGCUGCCGACGCAUCUGCGAAAGCUACCCAGCGGAGGGGAGAAGGGCUCUUUCCUCGCUCUUGACUUGGGAGGAACCAAUUUUCGAGUACUGAAGGUCAAUCUGCAAGGACAGGGAAAGGUAGACGUGACGCAGUCGAAACACAGGAUCGCAGAGAAUAUGAUGUAUGCCCCCGGCAAAGAGCUGUUUUCCUUCUUCGCAGAGAAAGUCAAACAGAUGGUUCCUGAGGCCGUCGGCAAAGACUCUCCUCGCGUUCCUCUUGGCUUCACCUUCUCCUUCCCCGUCCAACAAACUGCCAUCAACGUCGGCAGGUGCACUGGCACCAACCUGUGCUUCAAGCAAUCUGUCGCCAAGGCUUCGAAGCUUUACGAGGCCCCUGCCUUCAGCUCCAGUCCAUCUGUCGUCACCUGGUUCUCAGCUCCCUAUGCUGGAAAGCACGAGGAGCAUAUCAUCAACACAGAGUGGGGAGGUUUCGAUUCCACCAUGAAGGUGCUUCCUCUCCUGGCCUAUGACGUCAUGCUCGACUCCAAGAGUGUGAAUCCGGGGGAGCAUCUGUACGAGAAGAUGAUCUCAGGGAUGUUCCUGGGUGAAGUCGUUCGUCUUGUGGCUUCAGAGCUCAUCGCCAAGGUGAUGUCAAAGUUGGAGGCCAACAACAACAUCAACAGCUGCAAGAAGAUUCUCCGAGACAUCGGUGUUGAGAAAGCUUCUGAUCAAGAUGUUCAAGUGUUGAAGAAGAUCUGCACUCUUGUCAGCUCUCGAGCUGCUCGUCUCACUGCUGCUGGGUUGGCUGCUGUAGCGGAGUACCUGGACAGGUGUUCGGACUGCCUGGUUGCUGUGGAUGGAACCCUGUUCCUCAAGUACCCGAAGCUUGAGGAGAGGAUUGAGAGCGCACUGAAGGAGCUGCUGGGCCCGAAGAUGGGUGUUCGCUUCCUCCCAGCCAGUGACGGCAGUGGCGUCGGGGCUGCGUUGGCUGCUGCUGCUGCGACGCAGGGGGCGUGA